UCGGGGGAAACAUGGGGAAGCUUCAGGAGUUUGAGAUCGCGCUCGACAAAAACAAAGUGGUGUACAGUCCCGGAGAGUCCAUCUCCGGUACCGUGACGAUCAAAGUGAACCAGGCGCUGCCGUGCAAAGCCAUCAAAGUGAACUGCAAUGGUUUCUGUGGCAUCACCAACAAGGUGAAUGACACGGCGUGGACAAUGGAGGAGCAGUACUUCAACAGCACCGUCUCUGUCGCAGACAAAGGAACCCUGAAACAGGGAGAACACACGUUUCCCUUCAAGUUUCUCAUUCCAGCCUCUGCUCCCACGUCUUUUGAAGGCAACUAUGGGCGGAUCAUUUACAGAGUGAGGGCUUUUAUUGACACUCCACGAUUUGCCAAAGACUACAACAAAGAAACAGCUUUCUACCUGCUCAGCCCUCUAAACCUGAAUGAAGUGCCAGACAUAUGGGGAACCUGUUCAUCUGCAGUGACUCAGCAGUUCACCUACAUGCUGGUGAAAACAGGCACAGUGGUCCUGAAGGCCCAGACCGACAUGAAGGGCUACACACCAGGCCAGAUCAUCCAGGUGACGGCCAACAUCCACAACCAGUCCGGGAAGAGCACAGGCAACAUGGCAGCCAGUCUGAUGCAGAGGGUGACCUAUGAGACAAAGAGGCCCACCUAUGAUAUGAGAACCAUAGCAGAGGUGGAGGGAGGUGUGGUGAAGGCCGCCAAGGAGGUGCAGUGGAAGGAGCAGAUCAUCGUUCCUCCUCUUCCUCAGUCAUCCCUCGCUGGCUGUGAGCUGAUAAAGAUAGAAUAUUAUGUUAAAGUCAGUCUAAAAUCUCCAGACGUCAUGUUGACAUUACCCAUCCACAUUGGAAAUGUCUCACUGGACAAAAAACUGCACCACUCCAAAAAAGCAGCUCCUCCUUCCUCUGCUGCACCUGAGGAUACACCAGCCUCCGCCUCCACCUCUGUCCCUGACGCUUCCACCUCUGCUACCACUCCUACGACGACCCCUCGCACUGCCCCAAAACCCGCUCCCCGUCCCGCCCCUCGUCCCCGAAUGUCUUCUCACAGUUCCCCCAGUGCUCCUCCAGCCGAGUACCACCAUGGAGCAGAGGGUGGGACUCCGAUGAACGAUGGCUUCCCCAACAAGCGCCAGUCUCAGCUGGUGUCACCCAACGCCUUCAGCUACGCCCCCGGCCUUUUUUUCUCCCAGAACCAGCAGCACAGCGGGCCUGGCACUGCCCCCACUGGGCCUACAUUCAGUGGGUCCACAGGGGCCCCAUCACCUUAUGCCCCUGAGAACGGUUCUAGCUCUGCACCAUCACCACUCAUCCUGCCUCCAGACUAUGGCGCCUCAUCUUAUCCACAAGAAGCUCCUCCUUCUUAUGAUGAGAGCUGCAACACAUGAAGUCCCAGGACCCCACCCCUCCACCAGGAAGAUGAUUGAUUCACUCUGAUAUCAAACAAAAUGUUGAACUAAAACUGCAAAUCACCUACCUUGUGAAAAUAAGAGCCCUGUCAUUUUAUCAUGUUAUAACUAACUUGGGCAAAAUGAGUAUAAUACACAGAAGAAACCUAAUGUGACUUGCUAGGAUAGUUGUUUUAUACAGUAACCCUCAGAUUUUAUGUAAGUUUCAGGUUUUUCUAAAUGUAUAAGAAUCAAUAUUUUGAAUUUAAAUGAAUGUGAUUUGACCUCGGACUCCGCUGCCCAGUGAACAAGGAGCUGAACUAACCUAAUGGGGGUUAUUCUCCCCUGAAAACUAGCCACAGCAAAUCAACACUGUCUUUAUAAAAAUCAAUCUUUUUUGUUUGUUUUAAGCACUUUGAAUGAAAGGAGAGAGAAGAGGUAGGAUUUUGUUUUCUGUUCUUCAUGCAGUAACAGGAGUCAAGUUUUUAGUUGUGGGUUAUUAAUAUGUAGAUGACAUCUGUGAUGUCACGUUUGAAAAUGUCAUGUAUGAAAACCUGUGCAAAACAAACAUCUCUUAUUUUUUCCAAAGCCAAAUAAGAAUUAAAGCAGUGGGAUUUUUAUUGGAAACAGGUGAAAUCCUCUUUAUUUGUAUAAGACUGGAUGAAAUAUGUUGUUAGGAAGGAUCUUUUUUUUUUUAUUUGGCUUUGAUCAGAAGUUUUCUAAUUUAUGUGAUAUCCAGAUAUUGGUUUCACAAGCUUCCUCCCUUUAGCUUUAUAAGGUUGUAGUGCAGGAUCCAGUUUAGCCACAAGAUUUCUGCCAUGUUUGAUCAUUUGUUACAUUUAGGUCAUUAACUCUGUCGUAAUGACUGCAGACUUCCUUUUAGAAAUCAUGUUGUAUAUUGUUCUUCCUCUGUUGCAUGUGUGUUGGUUCCGUUCAUGACAUCCUCUCUGUCUGAUUUCUGUUAAUAGUUGAACAACAAUGCAAAAUCACUGAUUUGAGGUUUCUUAACUAAUUUAAUCUGUUUUUUGUAAAUACAUUUAAAUAUUUCUUGAUCAAGUUAAAUCCAUCAAACAUGCAGAAAUAUUUAUUGUUUUGAAUGUUUAUCAACCGCUGUCUGGAUUCCAGUAAAUCAGCCCUUGUUUUUUUAA
Seriola dumerili (greater amberjack) is the source of this 2542-nucleotide messenger RNA. It is a transcript of the gene arrdc1a, whose product is annotated as arrestin domain-containing protein 1-like. Gene Ontology annotation, cellular component: cytoplasm. The coding region runs from base 12 to 1394 and encodes 460 amino acids. Gene Ontology annotation, biological process: protein transport. The record is from RefSeq and is a predicted model, not a curated record. Gene Ontology annotation, molecular function: ubiquitin protein ligase binding; ubiquitin-like ligase-substrate adaptor activity. The transcript is spliced from 8 exons. NCBI's taxonomy places the organism in Eukaryota, Metazoa, Chordata, Actinopteri, Carangiformes, Carangidae.